Messenger RNA from Prorocentrum cordatum, 1246 nucleotides. NCBI's taxonomy places the organism in Eukaryota, Dinophyceae, Prorocentrales, Prorocentraceae. The record is from the annotation of a GenBank genome assembly.
AUGCAGCGAAAUAAGAGCCUCAAGCUCCAGUUAGAUCUGACCGGCGCGGCCGACCCGGCCCUGGUCGCGGAGGCCGCGGGGCGCUGCGGGCUGACGCACUCCGUUUUCGAGGUCCGGGCGCACGCCCAGGGCGGGCCGCCCCGGGCGGGCACGCCGGCGGUGGCCCGCCGGGUGCGCCGGCUCCGGGCUGCGCUGCUGCGGCGGCUGCAGAGGGAGCUGGGAGGGCCUCGGCCCGCUGAGGGUCAUCCUCGCGGAGAAAGCGUCGCAUCGAAGCCAUCAUGUCGUGGGAGAUCUGGGCAACGCGUCGGAGCUCUGGGCUCUGCGGGUCGACCUCCUGCGGCAGCUGGCGCGCUCUCCAUCCUGCGCCGCGUCGACGGCGUCGCAGGCAGGGCGGGCUCCGCCGAGCUCCGCCGCCUCAGCUCCGCCCUGCUCGCCCCUGCCUCGGCGCGGGCGGCUUGCGUGGGCCCGCUGGUGCUCGCGGAGGACCUGCAGGAGUUCGAGGGCGGCCUGAACGCCAAGGGAAAGAGGCGGAAGCUGCUGUGGCCGCGGCAGCUGCUCCUCGGCUGCAGGCUGGCGGUCGGGGGCGUGCUCGGCUGCGUCGAUGGGGUGCUCCGGCGCGCCAUGGACCGGCCCUGCGUGCCUAAGGCGACGCUGGGGCCGGAGCUCGCCCUGUGCAUGUGCAACCUCGCGCUCGUCGCGCCCGGCAGCCGCGUGCUGGACCCGUUCUGCGGGUCGGGGGCCUUGCUCCUCUGCCCCGAAGGACGCCGACGCCGACCAGCUGGAGGCGCUCAGGCACAACUUCCUCCACAGCGGGCUGGCCCUGCCGGUGCUCUCCGAGCCCGGGGAGGCACCGCUGGCGGCCGGGGCGCUGGACGCCAUCAUCACGGACCCGCCGUACGGGUUUUCCUGCCCGAUCGCAGGUCCGAGUGGCGACGUCCGCGCGGACGGCCUUCGCCACCUCGGCGCCCAGCCUAGAGCAAGCAGACGGGCUCGCCGACCGUCCCCGAGGAAUCCGCAGGUUGAGGGCAUGGGCUCCUGAUAGGCUGCUGACGUGCAUUCUGCUGCCGACAGACUGGGCGGCAAGGGGGAAUGGGGGAGGCGGGGGGGGGGGAGGGAUGAGGAGCCCUCCCUUCCUCCCCCCCCUGAUAGCUUUCUGACUCUUCUCCGCUCCGUUGCUCUGCAUUCGUUGAAAAGAAGAAAAGAGCUGGUUGUGACCCAACGGCUGCCUUCUGAUGCCAUGUCCCCC